Molecule: messenger RNA, 2403 nt
Organism: Dendroctonus ponderosae (mountain pine beetle)
Lineage: Eukaryota; Metazoa; Arthropoda; Insecta; Coleoptera; Curculionidae
Product: zinc finger protein ZFP2
Exons: 7
Coding region: 143-2167 (674 amino acids)
Cellular component (GO): nucleus
Molecular function (GO): zinc ion binding
Source: RefSeq, a predicted model, not a curated record
CCAGCAGAAAUAAAGAACACAUUCGAUAUGAGCUACUGGCUUUCCAUACAAUCGACCAGUGGAAGCAUCCAUCUUCGCCAUUUUAUUUACUGUGUUUGUGCCUCUUUGUUGUGUUUUAAGUUUUGUUUUCACGGAACUCAAAAUGGAACCAAUAGAAGUUAAACCCGAACUGGUUCAGAUUGAUUUGAACAAAUUGUGUAGAUCUUGUUUGACUGAGAGUUCGGAAUUACAAUCUAUCUUUCUAUCAGACAACUCAACAGGCACUGCCUUACUAAUAGCUGACAUGCUCAUGGAUUUUACAAAUGUUCAGAUAACCAGGGGCGAUGGUCUUCCAGAUUGCAUAUGCCUGCAGUGCAGCAUGCAACUAAGUAGAUCAUACUCAUUCAAGCAACUUUGUCUAACAUCGGAUUCCAGCCUGCGUCAGUAUUUGGGAAAACCGCCACCCGGAAAACUUCAACCGAAAAAUGCAAACACAAUGCCAACCAAAGAGUAUUCUAAUGCGGUGCUUGAAAUAGACAUGGAAACCUCAUCUUCCGAAAGCGAUGAAGAUGAGUUUAAAGAUCAAUCGUUCAUGUUUGGUUCAUGCUCAUCCGAUGUGCCUGUUAAUGAAAAAGCGGUGGCUCAGCAACAGCUUCUCAAGCUGGCCCGCAGUCAGAAAGGUAAAAAUCGCAAGAAGAAACUGAAGAAAGUUGUUCAAAAUGGACAAGUGGCAAAAAAGCGUUACGUUAGUACCUGCAAUGUGUGCAGAAAAAAAUUCUUGAACAUGAAAGCCUUCCGUAAACAUUUGCGCACUCACAUCAAAGAUCGCCCGUUCAAGUGCAAACAAUGCAGUAGAAGUUUCACUGAAGAGAUUUAUUUGAACAACCACAUGAGAAGUCAUUUACCCGAAGAACAGAAACCGCAUGAAUGUAGCAUUUGCAGCAAACGUUUUAUGCAUGCAUCAAUGCUUCAGAAACAUUUUCUAAGGCAUACCAAUGAGCGUCCGUUCGUGUGCAAAAUAUGCAAUAAGGGCUGCUUUGCAGGGAACAGCCUUAUAAAGCAUAUGAAGAUCCAUGAAAAGAAAGAGGGCGAUCCAGGGCUAUUGAAACAUAUCUGUGAUUAUUGUAGAACUGAAUUUCCAAGUUCGGAAGCACUAUCUUUGCAUAUCAAGCAGCAUACAGGGACGAAGCCAUUUGUCUGUAAUAUAUGCAGCAAAUGUUUUCCACAAAGAUUUAAUUUGGAAUUGCAUUUAAGGACUCACACUGGGGAAAGGCCCUUCAGUUGUGAAGUAUGCAAGAAAGGAUAUGUUUCUAAAGCGAGCUUGAAAAUUCACAUGCGAACACACACCAAUGAACGACCAUUUGCUUGUGAAUUUUGUGGAAAAGCCUUCCGACAGUCGGGAGAUCUUACCAGUCACAAACGGUUGCAUGGUACUGGCAAACCAAUCGAAUGUGAAGUGUGUAAUAAGCGAUUUACGACAGUGAUGAAGCUAAAGUAUCACAUGCGUAAUCACACAGGAGAGCGUCCCUACGUCUGCAGCAUUUGCGAAAGGGGCUUUACAGUAAAUACUAUCCUGCUGCGCCAUAUGCGAGUUCACUCAGGAGAACGUCCCUAUGUUUGUGUUACUUGUGGUAAAGCGUUUUCCCAAACAAGCACUCUGAACAAUCACAUGAAAGUACACGCCAACUCAGUCAAGGCUGAACAGGAGAAAGAUUUGAAAUAUGCAGUUCAAAAUAAAUGUAUUCAGAACCUGCAACUCGGCCAGCAGCAGCAGCAACAGGAAGUUGUUCAAUCGCAGCAACAAAUGGUGAUGGAUCAUAGCAAUAGACUUCAAGAAGACGCUCGAAUGCUCCAAAACGACUCAAUGAGGAUACUCCAGCCAGAUACAACAGCAUCAAGACUGUUGGCAGACACCGCGCAUCUUUUAGCAGAAAUUCGACCAAUGAUGUCGGAUGAAUCUCGCAUAUUAGUGAACGACCCGCGGUUGGUGGUUAAUGUGGUUGAACCCACAAGAUUAUUGGUUCAGGAUGGUGGCAGAACAUUGUUGAAUGAUAGCAGAGAUGUAACAAUAGACAAUCAAAUAUUAAAUAACAGCACUGAUAACCGACAUUUAGCCAUUGGUGAUGGAACUAGAAUCUUGACUGAUAAGUAUUUAACGUACAGUUCUUAUAAUGGGGGUCAUUUGUGAAUGCGAUUACCUAAGUUACCCUUGUUAGUUGUUUAAAAAACUGUUAAGUAUAAAAAACUGUUAAGUAUAAAAAACUGCAAAGUGUGUGAUCAGGAACAUUUUUUUUCUUUUUACUUCUGCUGAUAACGACUUACUUUAAUUUUUUACAGGAAAAAUGAAAACAAAUUAAUUUUAAGAAUUAUUAUGUUAGUCUUAAUACAUGUUACUCAUUUUAUACAUACAUGGCUUUUCGGACA